AAAGGUUGAGAUUGAACAGAGUGAUCUCCCGAGAAAUCUAACGCAUCGAAUACUGAAAUUCUGUGUGGGAAGGAAGGAAGAAGGGACCGGGACCCCCCAAAAAAAGUAUAUAUACAAUGGGUUAGGUGCAGCGCAGACUGCAGAGGGGCAACAGUGCAAUUUGAUUCCAAAAAAAGCUCAAUUCAAAAGAGGAAGCCGACCCGAAAUGGAAAUUGGGAACGUUGGAAUUACAGAGGUUUCAAAACCCACCAAUUCGGAAGCUCAAAUUUCCCACCUUGCUCUCGAUAUUGGAGGUUCUCUGAUAAAGUUGGUGUAUUUCUCAACGAACAGUGACGAUUCGUCUUCUUCGAAUGAUAGCUUAGCAGCUUCUAAUGGCGAUAGAGGGCGUCCUGUUCUUGAAGGGAAGCUCCAUUUUGCAAAGUUUGAAACUCAGAAAAUCAAUGACUGUAUAGACUUCAUUCGAUCCAAGCAACUUCGCCUUACUGGCUCUGAACAACACGGAGCUUCUGGGAGCGCGAAGUGCGUUAUUAAGGCCACAGGUGGUGGGGCAUUCAAGUACGCAGAUCUCUUUAAAGAAAAGCUUGGGAUUUCUCUUGACAAGGCAGAUGAAAUGGACUGUCUUGUGGCCGGAGCAAAUUUUCUGCUUAAGGCAGUUCACCCUGAAGCAUUCACAUACAUGGGUGGUCAGAAAGAAUUUGUGAAGAUUGACCAUGAUGAUCUAUAUCCCUAUCUGCUUGUCAAUAUUGGUUCUGGUGUCAGUAUGAUCAAGGUAGAUGGACCUGGUAAGUUUGAGCGAGUAAGUGGAACCAAUGUUGGUGGUGGCACCUUUUGGGGUUUGGGGAAGCUUUUAACAAAGUGCAAGAAUUUUGACGAGUUGCUGGAGUUAAGUCAUCGGGGAAAUAAUAGAGUGAUAGACAUGCUUGUCGGGGACAUCUAUGGUGGAAUGGACUAUACAAAGAUUGGUCUGGUAUCAACAGCCAUUGCUUCUAGCUUUGGCAAAGCAAUUUCUGAUAAUAAGGAGCUGGAAGAUUACAAACCUGAAGAUAUUUCUCGAUCCCUCUUAAGAAUGAUUUCAAAUAAUGUUGGACAGAUCUCAUACUUGAAUGCACUGAGAUUUGGGCUCAAGCGAAUAUUCUUUGCUGGAUUUUUCAUUCGGGGCCAUGCUUACACCAUGGACACGAUUGCUGUUGCCGUUCAUUUCUGGUCUAAAGGUGAGGCAAAAGCAAUGUUCUUAAAACACGAAGGAUUUCUUGGAGCAUUGGGUUCAUUCAUGAGCUAUGAAAAGCAUGGUUUUGAGGACUUGAAAGUCCAUCAGUCGGUGCAACAAUACCCAGUUGGUGCAUCCCUCGGAGGUGAUACGAGUCAUGAUCCACCAAAUGAGGACUUGAACGAAAACCAAAGUAUAGACUGCAGCGUCUACCUGUCAUAAUAAUUUGCGCUGGCUUCUCCCCCGGGGCUUGGAUGCUCGAAUCUAAAGGCAAUUCUUGGUUGCCUGUCUGCAUUCCGUGGAGUUCAAAGGCUUGAAACUUCCGUAGCGUAUGUAACAUUGUCGAUAAAAUACUAGGACAUGUAUUCAAAACUAAAAAGAGAAAAUUUCAGAUGGAGAAGGAGGAAAACUUUAUAGCAGCGCAUAAUGUAACUUCACUUGUUCGAUUUUGAAUUGUGAUCAUCCGUCUAGGUUUUGUAUCUUGUCAAGAAACUGUAACUGCGCAUCGUUGUUCAAUAAAAUGAAUUCUCAACUGUUAUUACAGUUUUGCUUUUA
Malus domestica (apple) is the source of this 1762-nucleotide messenger RNA. Its product is annotated as pantothenate kinase 1-like. Lineage: Eukaryota; Viridiplantae; Streptophyta; Magnoliopsida; Rosales; Rosaceae. Gene Ontology annotation, cellular component: nucleus; cytosol. Gene Ontology annotation, molecular function: ATP binding; pantothenate kinase activity. The record is from RefSeq and is a predicted model, not a curated record. Gene Ontology annotation, biological process: coenzyme A biosynthetic process.